GACCCAGCUUGCAAUAAAAAUCUAACCCUCCCCUGCCAUUAUUCUCCUUUCCUCUCUUCUUCUGCAAGAGACAACAGCAUCACUACUAGCUGCUGCUCCUAAGCUACUUAUUAGCUUCAGGAAAACAAACCCAGAAACACAAAACAGAGAAAGAACGAAGCUUUGCCCCCACUGUGUUUGUUUCCAUGGAUGCUGCGGACGAACCCAUCUCUCCUACUCCUUCCGAUCAACUUCCCCUCAACCAGCACAUCUCCAUGUAUCCCCACUUCAAGGUUAAUAGAAGGAAGUCUCGUGGCUCCAGGAUGAAGCCUAGCCAGAUCCACCACCGCCAAUCACCUGACCAACCUGACUCCAACUCUCAACUCGUUUUAUAUGAUAAUUCACCCGACUCUAAACGACAAAAGAGAGCUGCUGUGCAUGACUUCUAUGAUGGUGGUGAGGUCAAGUCAUCUUCUGCUCUCGAGCGUGCAGAACAGUUUCGAGCAAAUCUACCUGCUGAUAACCCUAGCUUUGCUAAGACAUUAGUCCGUUCCAAUGUCACCGUUGGAUUCUGGAUGCAUCUCCCAAUGAGGUUUUGCAAAUCUUACCUCCCCAAGUCCGAUACAACUGUUCUUGUCGAGAAUGAAAUUGGAGCAGAAUAUGUAAUCAAUUACAUUGCGGACAGGACAGCUUUGAGUGGUGGAUGGAAGGCCUUCUGUGCUGCACACGAGCUGAUCGAGGGCGAUGUUCUCAUCUUCCAUUUGGUCAAACCCCUAAGAUUUAAGGUGUAUGUAGUGAGAGGAAAUGUUUCUUCUCCCAAGUCCGACGAUGAUCUUCACAUCCAACAUACAGAGUCCAGUGAAAAGCGGAUUAUUUCUGCAAGAGAACCAGCUAAGCUGCCGGGAACCCAAGACAGUAAUAAAAGCUCCCUGUUGAGGCAGGAAAAUAACGACAAUAAUGAACAAGAAAAGCGUCUUGUAGCAAUCAAUUCAACAACCAAUGCCAAUUUUCAAGACCACUCCGAAAACAGCUCCGGAAACAUGGAAAUCGUCACAUGUUCUUCAGAACCCACUGCGCCUGUUGACAUAAUCGACUUCUCUGGCGGCAUAAAAGAGUUCAGUGUGGUGUUCAAUGGCACUGAGAUCGAUUCGGAGCUCUCGGACAACCACCGACAAAAAUAUUACGAAUUAUGCUGCUCCCAGAGAACAUUUCUGCAUAGGAAUCUCCUCGACAGUAUCAACUGCAAGCUGGCUGCCGAGAUCAUAAUAGGAACAGUCGACAUAGCUGAGUCCAUCAGGGCGUCCACACUAUCGAGCUCUCGCAGGGAGUAUGCUGUAUGGGAGAAGAACCUGAAAGGGUUUCAGCUGCUGGGGAUGAACGUCAGGUUCCUGUGCGAGAGGCUAGAGAAGCUGAUGAAGCUCGCAUUGGAGUCGGAAAAGGCUGUGGAGUCUGAGAGGCGGGAAGUGAAGCUGAGGCAGGAACGAGUGAGCGAGGAGAUGGAGAGCCUGGAAGUGAAGCUUAAGGAGUUGCGAGAAGCGAGGAAGAGGAUCGAUGAAGAGAUCGAGACUCUGAAAGUGACUGCAGAGAGGCAUGAAGUUGUGUUCCAGGAAGUCGUGAAUGCUCCAUGGUGAAAAGAGUUCUUUAAUGUAAUGCUGCCGUUUGAGGCAGUAGUGUACUGUAAUGUUUGUAAUGUUUUAUGCUGUAGGUGUAGGCUUUGUAGGCUUGUAUUUCUAUGUAUGGUGUUGUAUAUCAUUAAUCUGAUUAAAAGCUUGUAACUUUAUGGAUCGUUUGCCACCAUGAAUAGAGUCUAGCUGUAUGA
Messenger RNA from Linum trigynum, 1798 nucleotides. NCBI's taxonomy places the organism in Eukaryota, Viridiplantae, Streptophyta, Magnoliopsida, Malpighiales, Linaceae. The record is from the annotation of a GenBank genome assembly.